AUGUCCGAUAUUCAGCUGUACCUCCUCGAGGUCGACAAGAACAAGCCGGAAGCCCAGUCAACAGCUGCUCGGAGUGCUUCGAAGCUAGAACACAAAGAGUUGAAGCUCAUCGACCUGAUAACGAGCCUUGAGGACUACAUCAACAACAAGGACGAUGCCGCCCUCCGUGCGAAGUCAGUCGCCUAUCUGGCGGACGUUCUGGAGGCUGUACCACCGAAAGUCUUAACUGGACAGGAGAGGCGGUUACUAUGCGACUUCAUCCUGGGCCGGUUGGAGGGCGACUCGGAGGGCAUUGGAGCAUCCGCUCGGGUUCUCACCGCGUUGGAAGAACGUGGAAAAUGGGAUCCUGAGACAGUUCAACGGGUCACAAAGACCUUUCUCGAUCACGCAAGCCCGCUAAAGGACCAUAAGCUCCAAACAGAUCGGUUCGCUGUCAUCCAGCUCUUCGACCGAUUGUUAGAAAAGUACAGAGCACCAUUGCACGAACUGCACACCAGCGAUCCGGAGUUCCUGGCAAAGUUCAUCUACUUCUUCGACGGUGAGAAGGACCCUAGGAAUUUGAUGGUGGUCUUCUCCAUCCUCCACGUACCUAUGACAGAGUGGGACAUCUCGAGCAACGCCCAAGAUCUGUUCGAGGCAGCCUUCAACUACUUUCCAAUCACUUUCAAGCCGCCUCCUGAUGAUCCUUAUGGCAUCUCUGCUCAGGAUCUCAAAGAUCGGCUGCGAGAUUGCAUCGCGGCGAACUCACAGUUUGCACCUUUCGCGUUUCCGGCGCUGCUGGACAAGCUGGAUUCAACUUCGAUGAACACCAAGAGGGAUGUUCUUCAUACCAUCCAAUCAUGUGUGGUUAGCUACGAUAUCAAGACGAUCAACAUCUAUGCUAUCACUCUAUGGGAUGCACUGAAGUUCGAGAUCUUGAAUGUUCAAGAGGAAGACCUGGCAGAGGGGGCGCUCAAAGCCCUGGCUUUGAUGGCAGGCAAGUUUGCUCUGCAAGAAGGCUUCCUCAAUGCCUAUACGAGGCCAAUCAUGAAAGAAUGCAAUCAGCACCUGGAAGAUGCCCCGACCAAGCAAUCAACAGCGACUGGCCGGAUCUUGUACGCGCUGGCGUCUUCCGCAACUCCUGUCGCAGACAAAGUUGUGAAAGGCAUAUUUCCAAACCUGUUCACUCUCUACCAAGCAUCGGAGUCCCUGACGAAGCGGAGGGGACUGCUCGAAGUCUUCAACGAGGUGGUACGGGCAUAUCUCGAUCGUUUCAGGCUUCAGCCAAAGCUUAACCUUGAGGGGUUGAUUGAGUACGGUCGAGAUGCGUUGGGGGUGAUGUUGAGGGUACUCACAAAUGCGCCUAAGGCUGAAGUGUCUCUUCGUCUCACAGCACUUUCCGGCAUCGCACAGCUGGUGGCUCUUCGUGGACUGCUUACCGAAGACCAAGGAUACCGAGCCGUCGAUGCAGUAACCGAGAUCGUGUUACACGAGCAGGUCCCAGGCCAUGGCGACAUCAGGUCCCAGGCAAUCAAGACCUUGGCGGAGAUGGCUCGCACAGCGCCAGAUGCGAUACGGAACCAAGCAAUACCAGCGUUCAUGGUGGAACUUCCUGACAGCCCGGCAGGCGACUCCAGCUAUCUGUCAGUACUUGAGGCAUUUGCACAGCUCAGCAGCGAGCAGCAAGUCUUCGAUACGGUCGUCCUGCGCCUGAAGAACAAGUACAAUGUGGCGAAUGCGCAAGGAGCAUCGGAAGAAUACCAACAGGCGAUGCUACUGGCCAUUCUCUAUGCUUUCACUCAUGGGUCGCCAAUGCCUGAUGAGGAGGGCGUGAUCAGAGGUAACUACUUCGCCGAAUAUGUGGAGCCAUUUUCAUCAACCAUCAUCCAGCCUUUGCAGGCCGGCUUGGAUCAAAAGUUUGUCGAUAUCGUCGGACGACUGUGCAACGCCAUCCUGCGGCAGCAAGGCGUGCACUUCCAGAGCCAGGUCUACAAUAAGAACCUGGACUCUAUGGCAGCGAUUCGGAACGAUACCACUCGCUCUUCGGCUCACACCGCACCGUUCACGCUCUACUACUAUGCUUCCCUGCGGCCAGACGUCGUUGAGGCAGAGGACAUUAUUGCACUGCUUCAAACGCAGGCGAAACUAGCACUCGACACAAAGGACCACGAAACUCUUCCAGUGGUUUUGCAGCACAUCUCACUCUUGAUCAACAAGUUCAUCAAUGCAAAGGCAAUGCAGGCAACCCUGCAGAGCGCAGAGCUUGAAGUUGAAGCUCUCCUCUCAGCGGUCUCACCACCACCAAACUCAAUUGGCGUCGCCUUCGCGGUCACAAAAGCCCUGCUCAUCCAAGGCAAAUCUUCCGCCCUGACAUCGGAGUACCUCCAACUCCUCCUCCAACUCCUCUCCUCGCCAGACGGAAAAAGCGUAGCGAAACGCUUCACCAGCCUUCUCGCCCCCGAAGAGAUCCUGACGAAAGAAAACCACUGCCAGGUCUCCGGCCUCUACAAGCAAAAGACCUUCAGCCGACUGGUACCAUCUCUCGCCGCAGCAGUCCGCAGUGCAGAGCCCAGCACUAAACCGAACUACCUCAUCGCUCUCUCCGGAAUUCUGCGCUGGCUGCCGUACUCUAUGCUCUCUACCUCACUACCAUCACUUACCCCCCCGCUGCUUCAAACUCUCGACCUCUCGUCACCCGCGGAUCAGGAACCCAAAGCCUCGACAUUGACGAUCUUUGAGUCAGUCCUCAUGCACGACCCGGACACAAUAGCAGAGCACACAGCUUCCCUCGUGACACGACUACUCAACUGCACCGCUGCACCAGCCAACAUCGCCAAGGUCCGCGCAAAGUCGCUGCAAUGUCUGGCUCUAGUACCAAAGCAACUGAAGCGGGAAGCAGUAGUGCCGUAUCGAAGACAGGUGGUCAAGAAACUGAUGGCGUGUCUAGAUGAUGGGAAGCGGGAGGUCAGGGCGGAGGGGGUGAGGUGCCGGAGUGCUUGGUUAGGGCUAGAUGAUGUCGAGGAGGAUGGUGAGGAGGAUUAG
Saxophila tyrrhenica is the source of this 3021-nucleotide messenger RNA. RefSeq lists its product as uncharacterized. NCBI's taxonomy places the organism in Eukaryota, Fungi, Ascomycota, Dothideomycetes, Mycosphaerellales, Extremaceae. Gene Ontology annotation, biological process: iron-sulfur cluster assembly. Bases 1 to 3021 code for a protein of 1006 amino acids. The record is from RefSeq and is a predicted model, not a curated record. The transcript has 2 exons. Gene Ontology annotation, cellular component: cytosolic [4Fe-4S] assembly targeting complex.